This is a messenger RNA of Impatiens glandulifera, 2913 nucleotides long. RefSeq lists its product as uncharacterized. NCBI's taxonomy places the organism in Eukaryota, Viridiplantae, Streptophyta, Magnoliopsida, Ericales, Balsaminaceae. The transcript is spliced from 12 exons. The record is from RefSeq and is a predicted model, not a curated record. Gene Ontology annotation, molecular function: protein binding. Bases 99 to 2747 code for a protein of 882 amino acids.
UAAUGGAGUCGAUCUGCAAUACUCUUCUUCUUCAUCCACAAAGCGAAUUUCUUUGGGAUUUCUUUCUAUAAUUUGAAAUUGAAAUUGAUAGAGAGAAUAUGGAACCACCACCACAGUACACUACUCAGCGACUAGCAUUCGUGGGAAGCACAAUAGAGAUGGCAAGUCGGCCUUCUCAUAAUCCCGACAACGAUCGGACCACCGGCGACUUCCGCGCACCGCUGGAUUGUAACCUCGCCUCCCUCUGCGAUCACAUCCAACAGGAAGGCUUCAACAAUGGCGCCUUCUAUGACAUCCUCGUCCACGCUAUGGACUCCACUUACCGCCUCCACCGCUUCAUCCUCUCCCGCAGUUCAUACUUCAGGAAUAUGCUUCAUGGUCCUUGGCAAGAAGCUCAAGCUUCAAUUGUGACCUUACAAAUAGAUGAUAAGAAUGUCAAUGGGGAGGCUAUAGAAAUUGCUUUAGCUUAUCUCUAUGGGCACCACCCAAAGCUCAACGAUGAUAAUGCUUACCGUGUUCUUGCUGCUGCAUCUUUUCUUGACCUUCAGGAAUUGUGUUCAAUGUGCACAGAUUUCAUUAUAUCAGAACUUUGGACCUCAAAUUUCUUAAUUUAUCAGACGUUUGCCGAGAAUCAAGAUUACGGAAGCCAUGGUGAACGUGUUAGAAGUGCUUGCUGGGGUUAUCUUUGUCAGAGUGGAGCUAUGGAGCUGAAAGAGGUGCUCCCAAAAUUGUCUUCCCAGACUCUUCAUGCGUUGCUUAUAUCAAAUGAAUUGUGGGUGACCAGUGAAGAGAAGCGGUUUGAAUUGGCACUACACACCUUCUUGGCAAAGAGUGCUCUUUGCAAUGCAGAGCAUCCAGAUCAAGGAAAUUCUUGUACUGAUGUAGGAUCAAAUAUUCAGUUGAAUAAUUCUAGAUUAAAAGGGAAGAAUAUGGUUGAUUGUGGUGUUGAUAGAAAAUUGGAAUGUGAACUCGGGUGUUUAAGUUUGAAAGUUGACAUCAAAGGAUCUGAUACGUUGGAAGAGCUCACAAACGGUAUCAUAGAUUCUGAAGGCAGUGCUUCUUGUGCAGCUCAACAGUCACAACAAAGUGGGCCAAUUGAUUCAUGCUUAGAACCAACACACAUUUGCAAUGUCGGGCAGAUUUCUUCCGGUGAAUCAUUGCCAUAUAUAAAUAGAGUCAGUUCUCCCUGUUCUUAUGCUGAAGUGCUAGUUAGUAGUGUAGCAAGUGAUGUAGUCAGUGAUUUUACAAACUUGCAAGGGCAGUCUGAAGGGCCUUGCUACCAGUUGAAUAAUAACAAUUGGCUUGAUGAGGAUCAAAGGGACGGCAGUUUGCUGAACUCUUCUUGUAACAGCUUUUUGCCUAGUGAAUGGGGGAGAUAUAAUGCCCCUGUUCUUUCAUGGGGUGGAAGGAUAGUGGGUCAUCGUCAGGUGAAAGGUUAUGCAAAAGAGAACUCUGGUGCGAUGAUGGAGGAGGACUACGAUGCUUUUGUCAAUGUCUUUGAAGGUGGUUCUUUACUAUACUGUAACAUAGCGUUUGAAACACUUUUAAAUGUGAGAAGAAAGCUCGAAGAAUUGGGAUUCCCUUGCAAAGCCUUGAAUGAUGGUCUUUGGCUCAAGAUGCUCUUGAGCCAACGAGUGCAAGAAAUUGGUCAAGACAGUUGCAAAAACUGCUGCCUUGUUAGCAUGGCAUGCACUUGCAGACAACAAUUUUAUUUCUCUCAUGUAGCCACUGGCACUAAUUAUUACGUGCAAGAGAAUGAUCAGAAUAAUAUGGCGAGCAACAAUGGGAACAACAUAUAUGACCAUAGUUCUUCUCAAGGAGAAGCAUAUGGCCCUUUUAGGCCUGUUAGAGCUCAUGUUAGGGGAGCUGUUGAAGGAUUAGCUGGUAUUGGACGUGGAACUAGUUCUACAAAUCUAGCAUCAGCAGCUGUUUGGCCUCCCACUCGUUUUGUCUUUUCUAGGGUCCCAUUGGGUAUAGGAAACCGAAAUUGCCAGCAAUCUCAUGCUCAUGAGGAUUCUGAGGCUAGAGCUGAUCGAGGUGGUGACCUAACUGGAGAUGGGUUGACUGCUUUGGUUGGACUCAGCCAAGGUGUGAACAACAACAACAACAACAACACGGCUAUUAGCCAUUUAGACCAUACGGUUAGAGGCUAUGAGAUGGAUCUGCAGAGCAGAUUUUCUGGACCUUCUGUUGCUGGGACAAGUACAAGUAACACCGCCGUGCAGAUGCUGGAAUCGCUUGAAAGUGCCAUUGAACUUGAGUGGGAAAAUCCAGAAAAUUCUAUAUCGUUGGAUAUGAAAACGCCUUUAUGUCAGUUUCCUCCCUUUCGCUUUGCAGUGGAGUUUCACGAUGUGAUCCGUCUCCUUGAUGGUCAAGUCAAGCACUCUCCAGAAGCAUUCUAUGCUGGUUCUCUUUGGAAGGUUAGUGUUCAGGCAUUCAGUGAUGAAGAUCCUCAAGGACGGCGAACUCUUGGAUUAUUUCUCCAUAGAAGGAAGGCUGAUGCAACUGAUUCUUAUAGAAAGGUUCAAAUGUAUGUGGAUUCACGGGAGAAGAUUACUGCACGCUAUCAAUUAAUCUGUCCAUCAAAAAGAGAGGUGUUGGUAUUAGGGAGUUUUAAGCAAACCGGAACUCUUUUGCCUAAAGCGCCCAAAGGGUGGGGAUGGAGAACGGCCAUAUUCUUUGAUGAACUAGGAGACAUUCUCCAAAAUGGGGCUUUGCGUAUUGCUGCUGUCGUGCAGAUUCUUUGACAGUUACCAGGUUUGCUACUUACUGAUCUUUUUGUUGCUUUUUACUAGGAAAUUUGUUUCUCGAGUAAGAUUGUUACGAGUUUAUAUAUAUAUAUACUAGAACAAAACUAGCAGUUGAGAUUCUUGAGAAUGACAAGUAGUACCACAUUUGAAGUGGGCCUUUGUU